AAAUAAUACAAUAGUCGCGUGAAGAUACUAUUUACAUAUAAAUAGAAUUAAAUAAAAAAAAACAUAAUUGAAGUUUUCUAUUUAAUUUUAUAAUAAAAUAUAAUAACAAUACAUGUACAUAUAUUUUAAAUAACGACAAUUAAAUAAAAUACAGAAUUAAAAUAUUUGAAAAUUAAAUGUUCAUGAAAUAGAAUGUAAGAAGAUAGAAACGUGAUUUGAAAGAGGUUAUUCGAUAUUAUAAAUAAUUGAAAAAUAAUUAAAAUGUUAUCUUUAAUUCAACGUUAUAAAGCCAAUAAUAUCAUGAAACCUUUGUUGUCAUUUUUUACAACAAAUAUUGAUGACGAUAUAAAUUUUCGAGUAUUGCAGUUAAGGCCUGAUCAGAAUAGAUCUCCAAAGAAAAAAUCACAAACUAUAGCAAAUGUUACACCUAGAGAAAUAAUACCACUCAAUAAAAAUUGGGAAAAAAUUUGGCCUACUGCACGUACAUUUCAUCCUGAUAUUGUACCACUUCCUUUACAACAAGGAUAUAAAAAUACUAAAGGUUUACAUCCUAAUAAAUAUGGAAAUGCAGAGCUAAUGAAAAUUCCAAAUUUUUUACAUCUUACUCCACCUAUAGUCAAAAAACAUUGUCGAGCAAUAAAAAAAUUUUGUACAGAAUGGCCAAAAAAUUUAGAAACAGAUGAAGCAUGUGUAAAAUACUUUCCCAUUGAAAUCAUUUCAUCUGAUUAUUGUUAUUCUUCUCCUACGAUAAGAGAACCUCUUGCUAGAAUAGUGAGUUUAAAAGUAAAAUUAUCUUCUUUGCAUUUAGAUGCUCAUGCUAAAGACAAAAUACUUAGAUUAUUGGGUAAUAGAUAUAAUCCUCAAACAGAUAUAAUAACGAUAACAGCAGACAGAUGUCCAGUUAGAAAACAAAAUUUAGAUUAUGUAAAAUAUCUUUUAACUGCAUUAUUUCAUAUAGCAUGGCGUGUUGAACCAUGGGAAACAGAAAAAAGUGAAGAAGAUAUGGAAUAUUAUGACUGGAAUAAAAGUAAAAGCAAAGAAUCUUUAUCAUCUACAUACAAUUGGCCAAAAAUACCAAUUGAUUUCAAUUGUAAAUAUAUCCCACAUGCAACAGAAUAUGAAACUGCAGUUUCUGAUUUAAUAAAUAAAGGAGAAAAUCAAUUUUCAAUUGAUAAAUACAAACAAGCUGUUAAAAAUGUGUUAAAUGUGAAAUUUCAUAAGAAUGUAAAAUAAAUAUUUAUAAUAAUAUUAUAAUGUUUAUUGUUAAUAUAUUAAUUAUUAUAAAACAUUCUUGAAAAGAAAAAUACAAAAUUGUAUUUGUAUGUAGAAUA
This is a messenger RNA of Apis mellifera (honey bee), 1331 nucleotides long. It is a transcript of the gene mRpS35, whose product is annotated as 28S ribosomal protein S35, mitochondrial. Gene Ontology annotation, cellular component: mitochondrial small ribosomal subunit. Bases 262 to 1233 code for a protein of 323 amino acids. Gene Ontology annotation, molecular function: structural constituent of ribosome. Lineage: Eukaryota; Metazoa; Arthropoda; Insecta; Hymenoptera; Apidae. Gene Ontology annotation, biological process: mitochondrial translation. The transcript is spliced from 3 exons. The record is from RefSeq and is a predicted model, not a curated record.